GGAUCCUCAUCUUGACACCUUGACUGAGUCACAAAAUAUGGAAGUUAAUAAUCUAAGACAGUCAUGUCAGCAAGCGGAAGAUGCUCUAACUCAAGGCAUGGAGAAAUUGCAGUCGACUCUUGCUGAAACUGUGGCCGCUGGUCAACUGGUAGGAGGUUACAUCCCAAGGAUACCUAUUGCAAUGGAGAAGUUGGAAGCUCUAGUUAGCUUUGUGAACCAGGCUGAUCAUCUUCGCCAAGAAACACUACAGCAGAUGUCUCGUAUCCUAACAACUCGCCAGGCAGCUCAAGGCUUACUUGCACUAGCAGAGUACUUCCAACGUCUUAGAGCUUUGAGUUCAAUCUGGGCAACCUGUCCUCGUGAGCCUGCGUAAUCUUAUACCUGAAAAAAUCAAGAAGCUCAAAAUCUCUGGAAGAUCAUCACUGUCGGAACUUUGUUUCCUGAUCAGAGGUAAA
Mangifera indica (mango) is the source of this 455-nucleotide messenger RNA. RefSeq names its product transcription factor TGA4-like. The record is from RefSeq and is a predicted model, not a curated record. Lineage: Eukaryota; Viridiplantae; Streptophyta; Magnoliopsida; Sapindales; Anacardiaceae. Bases 38 to 373 code for a protein of 111 amino acids. Gene Ontology annotation, biological process: DNA-templated transcription. Gene Ontology annotation, molecular function: sequence-specific DNA binding. The transcript is spliced from 2 exons.